AGACGCUACCCAGCCGGCCGACCAAACUGCGACUGCCCCAACUGCCAGGAAAUCGACAAACUCGGUCCGGCUGCCGAAUAUUUGCGCAAAUCGAUCCAACACUGUUGUCACGUACCAGGCUGUGGUAAGAUCUACAACAAGACGUCGCAUUUGAAGGCCCACUUGCGCUGGCACACAGGCGAGCGAUCGUUCGUCUGCAACUGGCUCUUCUGUGGUAAGCGAUUCACAAGAUCCGACGAGCUGCAACGACAUCUACGCAGCCACACGGGCGACAAGAGGUUCGUUUGCAACUUCUGCAACAAGCGAUUUACCAGAAGCGACCACCUGACGAAACACGUGAAGACACAUUGCGAGGGUUCGAAUGCAGCUUCAGCCAAUGAAGGAGAUAAUAAUGAAAAUCUUGAA
Molecule: messenger RNA, 405 nt
Organism: Helobdella robusta
Lineage: Eukaryota; Metazoa; Annelida; Clitellata; Rhynchobdellida; Glossiphoniidae
Exons: 1
Biological process (GO): regulation of transcription by RNA polymerase II
Molecular function (GO): RNA polymerase II cis-regulatory region sequence-specific DNA binding; DNA-binding transcription factor activity, RNA polymerase II-specific
Source: RefSeq, a predicted model, not a curated record